Molecule: messenger RNA, 2150 nt
Organism: Chelonus insularis
Lineage: Eukaryota; Metazoa; Arthropoda; Insecta; Hymenoptera; Braconidae
Product: optineurin-like
Exons: 6
Coding region: 201-2084 (627 amino acids)
Biological process (GO): regulation of canonical NF-kappaB signal transduction
Cellular component (GO): cytoplasm; nucleus
Molecular function (GO): K63-linked polyubiquitin modification-dependent protein binding
Source: RefSeq, a predicted model, not a curated record
AGAAUUUUUAAAUUAUCCAAUCAGAUAAUUUUCAACAUGGCUGUUUUCCCCAAAAUAUUGUCUCAAAGAAAUGCCCAUAUUUAUGUAGAUUUAUUCUACAAAAUAAGAUAAAUUUCUAAAAUUGUCAUCAUUUAUUUAUAUAUAAAACACUGAUAUAUAUAUUUUAUCCGACUGACGAAAGAAUUGCGCAUUGGUCAUCAAUGAUAUCAUCAUCAGAGAACCCGAAACUUGUUCCUGAAAUGAACGAGUCAAUCUCAAAAAGUAUUUUUGAGAGUCUUGACAUGGAAAUACAGGACGGAAAACCUAAAUUUCGGUUAAAUGAAUCGACAUUUUCAGCUGUUAACAUGAAACACCAGAUGAAUUUACCUAGUGAAGACGAUGAUGAUACUUCAUUUGUUGUGCUAGGUAAAAGUUCAUUGGAUUCUAUUAAUCUAGCUUCUCUUGCCGAUUAUGAGCAAAUUCAGCAAAAAAGCAUGAAUGUCGAUUGUAAUUCUAUUCUAUCUACUUUAUGUCAUGAACAAAUUGAAUCAAAAGUUACUGAGUUAUUGCAAGAGAACAUAAAAUUAAAAGAAACAUUAACAAGAAAUAAUGCUGCAAUGAAACACCAUUUUAAUACUUUAAUUACCUGGCAGAAUGAAUUAAUAAAAGUUCAUGGAAACCACAAACAAAAAUUUGUAGAGACUUGCGAUAUGAUUGCUUCCUUGAAAAAAGAAUGUGCUGAAUUGAAAGAGAAGUUGAGCACAAUGGAGUCACGGGUGGCUUUCACACAGUUUUCGGGGGAAAUGGUGGAGAAUUCACCUGCCCAAAAUAAGGGCAAUUCAAUUGUGGAUGCAGUUGAUUUAGUUGUUGAUAAUAAAGAUAAUUCUACUCCAAUGAAUUCUAUCACUAGUAAUACAUCGAAAUUACAAGGGUUAUCCUGUGAUUGCAGUGAGGAACACAAAUGUUUGAAAAUACGAGAAAAGCAUGAGCGAGAUAUACAUUAUCAGCAAGAAAUAAUCUUAUCGUUGAAAGAACAAUUACGUAAUUCAAAUGAAAAUUCAUUUCUUUUCCUCAAAGAAGACAUAAAACAUUCUCUAGAUCGUCCUCCUGAGUUAAAUCGUAGUCAAUUUUUUGAACAUUAUACACGUUAUAAUCAAAAGCUCAACGAUUUAGCCAAAUGCUAUUCGGAGCAAACAUCUCGCUUUCUUAAUAUCCAAGAUUGUUUAAAACGAUGUAUUGAUUCUUUAGAAAUUCACAAAGAUUACAAAAAUUUGAGUUCGCCAAGCAUUAUUGAAGAAACUGAACAAGUCUUAAAAGAUUGUCGAAAAAAAUUGAUUGAAGAACAGUUGCUUAACAUUUCUGACAGACAAAAUUUAAUUAAAGCUCAACAUCAGUUUCAACAAAUAUUUUCUGAUUAUAAUUCUACUUUACAUGGAUUAGAAAUACUUCAAGCUGAAAGUUCGAAACCAAGUCAGAAAGAUUAUGAAUUGGAAAAAGAAAAACAAGAACUUGAAAAAAUGAGUAGAGAGCUAGAAAAUAAACAAAAACAGUUGGAACUUUCGAAGAAAAAUAUGGAUGCUGAGCGAUUAUUAUUUCAGAUGGAGAAAGAAACUCUCAAUGAAGAAAAGUCAUCACUUAAUUCACAAUGCUUAUUAUAUGAAUCGCAAAUUAAAACAUCUAAUGAUAAGCUAAAAGAGCUUCAAGCGACUAAUGAUCAUUUGAAGUCAACAAUAGAGACGCUAAAAGCGACGAUAACUAAUGAUUCUAAAAAACUUGAAAAAGUGUAUGCUGAUUUAGAAUCAGCUAGAAAAGAUUCUGAGUUAAUUAAUUAUUUCCGACAACAAUUAAAAAUCUUCGAAAGUGACUUCCAAGAAGAAAAACAGGCAAAAAAUGAAUUACUACGGGAAAGAGAACAGUUAACAGAACAGCUAGCAAAACUCAGAGAUCACAAUCAAAAUUUACUUCAAAGAAUAAACGGUCCAAAUCCUACAAGGAUCCCUACAUUAAUGGAUCAAAUACCGAAUGAUGCAUUUUGUCCUGAAUGUGGUUUAUUUAAAAUGCCGGGUCAAUGGCACGGCCCAGGAUUUUGUCAGCCCACUGAUUAAAUUCAAAAAUGCAUUACAGUAUUCUUUAUUUAUAGAUGUAUGAUAAUAUAAUAAUAUUAUUAUUAU